GAUGUCUCUGAACCCAAAGUUGACAUCAAUUUUCAAAACACUUUUCAAAUGUGUUUUCAAUUGAAUUGAUUGUCAUGUGAUUGGAUGCCAUGCGAGUGAUGACCACAACCGCCACCAGAGCUGAUCCCGUCAUGUCUGAAAUUGUGGACAAACGCGGCAUUUACUACACGACUAUCCUAUCGCACGCGAUGUCCAGCGAUGGCCGGCAUAUGAUCUGCGGCCUCAAGAGGGGAAAGUUAGCCCUCUUUGACAUCCAGUCGAUUAUCAAACAAAACGCCGAUUUCGACACCAAAUCACUGGACGGUCAGGACGUGGAAGCGCUGGAACCGCUGCGACGACCGCAACAUAUCGUCGACACCUCUUCGCCGGUCUAUUCUGUGGCCACUUUUCCCACAAACAAAUCGGAGUUUGUUUUCGGCGGAAAAGGACAACUCCAGGGAUGGUUUAUAAGAGACAAUAAGUUGGCCAAAGACUGGUCGAUUACACUGUCGUCCAACACAUGUAUGGUUAACACCAUCGCCGCCACCGAUGAGCGCAUAUUCACGGGUUGUGGCGAUCAUCAGAUCUACGGCUUCGACGCCGAGUCACACAAACAGAUCCAUCGCCUCAAUGAACACAAAGACUACGUUAAUUGCAUUCAACUCUCAGCCGACGGCCAUAUGUUGUACUCCGGCGGCGAAGACGGAGCCGUAUUGGUGUGGGAUCUGAGGUGCGGCCAGAAGUCGGUGUCACAGAUAUAUCCGCACCGGACGGGUGACCUCUCGCGGCCUACUUAUGGCAAAUGGAUCGGCGCUCUCACUCUGGCCACCAAUAAUUGGCUCAUAUGUGGCGGUGGACCACAUCUGGCGGUCUGGCACUUGAAUACCAUGUCUUAUUCGACCAAAUUUGACGCCCAGAGCACCGCCAAUGUGGUCGUCGCCCACAACGACUACUACAUCUCCGGUGGCAGUGAUUCCAGUCUUCACUUCUGGGAACUCAAUGGCGAACUCAAGUCUACGAUACCCACCUCAGCGUCCGAUGUGUUCAGUAUUAGCGCCCAUCACUACAAGGAUAGCGAGUUUGGUAUCAAAGAGUUGAUUACCGGCGCCGGUAUGAGCUAUAAGGUCGACAUCUGCGCCAAUUGGAAGUAUAAGGACUUCGAGCUUCUUGUCUAUUAG
This is a messenger RNA of Oppiella nova, 1157 nucleotides long. NCBI's taxonomy places the organism in Eukaryota, Metazoa, Arthropoda, Arachnida, Sarcoptiformes, Oppiidae. The record is from the annotation of a GenBank genome assembly.